AUGUCUGCCUCUACACCCCAGAGGACGUCGCUACGCCAGGGCUUGCGCCAGGCACCAAAAGUUAACCAGCCUUUCAUCCCCGACACGACACCCGCUCGACGCACGAACCACCCACAAAGCUUGACCUCUCCUCAACCAUCAAUGUCGCCUCAUGCGCCGAUGAAUCCCGCGGCGAAUCCUCAAAGCGCAUCCUUUGCUGUUGAUAACUGGGACGGAAAGACUCACACGCAACUACCAAUUGCGACCCGUGAGGUACCAACACCUGGCAACCGGCCUGCGCUUUUCGCCAACCUAUACGAUCGCGCGAAAUCUGCCAAGCAGCCUGAUUUUUACCACCCAUACUUUCCCUUGCGAUUCCUAGAGGUACCGAGGACGGACCAUAUCUACAAGCGCACUCAUUAUGGACUUCAAUCUGGUAUCCCUGACGAAGUCGACUUUGCACUGUUCCAUUUGGUCCAAAUAUCGAAUCAGCGAUGGGACAAGUUCAAGUUAGAGGGAUUCCCACUUCUUGCCGAAUCACUCAUGCAGAAGGCCUUGGAAAUCACACAGCUCUGCACCGGCAAGCAUUGGGAGUUCGACUACGACCCUCAACAACAACGGCCCGAUGACAUCCACGUGCUAAAUUCGCUGCAUGGAACGCGAGAUAUCCUCGACCGAAUUCGCAAGAUGCCACGUGAAAUCCCCAUGGAUACAUUAGAGACUAAAGAGUUUAACCAUACUCUGCGAAAUGUCAAGGAGGCUGUUUUGGUCUUGAGAAACAUGGUCUUACUCAAGGAAAACGCCUUCUACGUCUCUCGCUACGCCACCGGUCUUCUCAGAGACUUCCUCGUCAUAAUGAUCAAUCUCCCCCAACAAGCACGUUUGAAUGAAAUCAGGAACGACGCGCUCGACAUCGCCGAAGAGGUCACGAAGUUUAUGCGUACUGAUGCGCAGGAUCCGUUGUGGAUAUCGCUCGUCAAUUGCUUGAGUUCGUCUGACCGCGCACACAUCGUGAGAGCUCUUUGGGCAUUGACUCACUUCUCGACCGAGCUACCGGAGGGCGAUGGCAAUCGAGCCAUGGAAAGCUUGUCAAAGACUGCACUUCAGCAACUCUACUACCAUACCCUUCUCGACCUCGACAAAGACAUAUUGAGUGGUGCUCUUGACUUCUGGUAUCAAUACACACUCAAUCCCGACAACAUCGAGACGCUGAUGGACGUCAUCAAUUUUCCGGUUGUUUUUGUACCCCGCAUGGUUGCUCUUUUGACUUACGAGGCGCGGCCAUUCAAGAAAGAGACCGUCCUUCAAGAGGAAAAGGUGGCGCCGCCGCCUUUGGACAUUCCUCGUGUGCCUCCUGAGCUUCUGGAAAAGCUGAUGGAGCGCCCAGAACCUGAGCGCAGCUCGCAAUGGUUGCGCUGUUGCUUUGUUGAAGACGCCGAGUGCGAGAUCACACAGAUAGCGCUGUGGCAGGCCUACCAAAGCCGCUUCGCUGACCCCCGUGUGGCCGGCGGCGGUGUCCUCCCUGCGGCUGAGUUCAUCAAAAACGUCAGCAACACCUUUACCAAUGCCCAGGCCCAGGUCAUCAAUGGUCAGGGCACUGCCCCAAAAUUCAUCAUCAAGGGAAUCCGGCCACUGGAGACCGCCUACACCUUUCAAGGAUUCCCCUACCUUUACUGCAAGUGGACAGAUAAUUCAAAACCUUCCCAGAUGUGCCAGCGCGCUUUUGCAACGCCCGGCGAUCUCCGCCAACAUGUAUUUGAGGAUCACAUGGGUCUGGAGACCGCGGAAACUCCAGGACAAUUCAAGACGGAAGCCACCGCAUCUCCCACCCGUAUCUGCCGAUGGGACAACUGCACCCGGUUCCGGGUCCUUGGACCAAAUACGAAUGCCACCGUGGUUGCCGGUCAUGUCGCUUCACAUUUGCCAGAAGAUCGUCCUGCUGAUGCCCCACCACCUAGUACCAAGCGUCCCAUUCUGCAGGAGCGGAUCGUCCGUAAGUGGUACUACAUGGACACCCCGGUGAAUGAGAAAGGCGACGCAUAUGGUGCAGCAUACAAGGCCGCGCUGGUCUUGCGAAACAUUGCCCGUGGGUUGCCUCAACGCGUCGCAACUAAAUACGGGAAUGUGUCCUGGAAAAAGGCGUGCUUUGUGAGCCAGCGUCCCAAGAUUGUCGAAGUAUGGGAUCGAAAUCGUGCUUUGCGCAAAGAACUCACCGAGCUUCUCAUGGUCAUUGAGAAAGAUGAUGAUGACGAUGAUUAUUGA
Molecule: messenger RNA, 2241 nt
Organism: Penicillium diatomitis
Lineage: Eukaryota; Fungi; Ascomycota; Eurotiomycetes; Eurotiales; Aspergillaceae
Product: putative chromatin remodeling complex subunit (Rsc9)
Exons: 3
Coding region: 1-2241 (746 amino acids)
Biological process (GO): regulation of DNA-templated transcription
Molecular function (GO): DNA binding
Source: RefSeq, a predicted model, not a curated record